CGCCUUGUCUUCUCCCCUCUUUCUUUCUCCUCAUCUGCUUCUCUUUAUCUUUUUUGUAUUCUUUCUCCGUCUCUCCUUUCUAUCCGGCUGCUUCGCACGCUCAUCUCUAUCAGUCACGCCAACUCAGUGCCAGUCUUUCGUCAACUCUGCGGCCUACACUGUACACACGUUAUCGCCGACCGUCCCGAGCCCGCCGGGGAUCAUCUCCACUAUGAAGCCACCCACGCUGCUGAAAUAUCUACUCCUCCUUGCUGCUCCUUUGACUGCCUAUGCUGCCGAGUCAUUUGGCUCCAAAGAUACCCUCUCGCCAUGUGUCGUUCGUUCGCCAACGACCGGCUUGUUCUACGAUCUCAACACCAUCUCCUUAUCUCCGCCGCCAGCCGAGGGCGAGAAGCCUCGGAAGAACGCCCGCGAAGAGAGCUGGCACGCCAAAGGCCACGAUUACAAUGCCAACUUCACAAUAAACAUUUGUGCGCCCGUGAUCGAGAAUGUCAAAGAUGUGGUGGGGUUGGACCACUCGCGGUGGAGGAAUGUUAGCGCCUACUAUGAGAGGGAGGGUAAAGUCUACUCCAUAGGGCAACAAUCUUCCGACCCUUUCUUCCGUGGCCGCAAGCUGGUCAUGAACUAUACCAAUGGCUCUCCGUGUGCCGGCGACUACAUCGGCAAUGCUGCCCGCACCAAAUCCACUAUCAUGUCGUUCCUGUGUGAGCGCGACACCCCCGCCUCCCAGGCAACCGUCUCGUUUGUUGGCACGAUGGAUCAGUGCUCGUAUUUCUUUGAAGUGCGAAGCUCCGCCGCGUGUGGAGCCACUGCGCCCACUCCCGACAAUCCGGGCCUGUCACCCGGCGGCGUUUUUGGCGUGAUUGCCUUGAUCGCCAUCACCGUGUACCUGGUCGGUGGUUGCGCCUACCAACGGACCGUCAUGCACCAGCGCGGUUGGAGACAAUGCCCAAACUUCAGUCUUUGGGCGGGGAUGCUCGACUUCAUCAAAGACAUGAUCGUCAUCCUCCUCUCCUCCAUAGGCCGUCUGCUGCGUCUCAAACGCUCUCCAACCCUGGGCCACGCCCGCGGCGGCAGCAUCAACCAACGGGGGAGUUUCGGGCGUCGCGACGUGGACGCCGAAAACCGACUGAUAGACCAAUUAGACGAUGAAUGGGAGGACUGAGCAGAUUGUCAGAGAGCAACCGUGGUUGGUAUAUGUAUUGUAUUGUACAAUGUUGCUGGACGGCUUACAAACCUGGGUUUUUGAACGUCGUUGAUAUGAGAUGCAUGAUAUACGCUUUCCAC
Molecule: messenger RNA, 1287 nt
Organism: Aspergillus sclerotioniger CBS 115572
Lineage: Eukaryota; Fungi; Ascomycota; Eurotiomycetes; Eurotiales; Aspergillaceae
Product: putative vacuolar sorting receptor (Mrl1)
Exons: 4
Coding region: 212-1165 (317 amino acids)
Biological process (GO): vacuolar transport
Source: RefSeq, a predicted model, not a curated record